Molecule: messenger RNA, 1563 nt
Organism: Caenorhabditis bovis
Lineage: Eukaryota; Metazoa; Nematoda; Chromadorea; Rhabditida; Rhabditidae
Source: the annotation of a GenBank genome assembly
AUGGCAGAUGAUAUCGAUUGGCAGGAGUUUAAUGAGAUUGCAAUUAUAAAUACUCCGGUGACAUAUUACAACUACUUCAUAAAGACGUUGCAUUUUUGUGAUGUGGGCACCAGAUGGAGUAACGCUUUGACGUUUUUUCAAACGGCUGUUGCGGAAGAACUAGCCAAGGGAUUUGUGACUUAUGAUAUUGCGAGGUUACCACAUAAUUUGAUUCGAAACCGAUAUUUGGACGUCUUGCCAUACGAUGAUACUCGGGUCGAAAUAACCGUCACGGAAGACAACCCACAAGGUUAUAUCAAUGCGAACUACGUUUACCUUCCCGAAGCUAUGCGGAGGUAUAUUCUUUGUCAAGGACCAUUGGAUGUAACCAACGCCGAUUUCUAUGAUAUGGUGGUUGGGCAAAAGGUUAAAAGCAUUAUAAUGCUCAAUAAAGUGAUCGAAGGCGGCAAGAAUAAGUGCGCCAAAUACUUUCCGACGUCAGAAGAACCCACACAUCAAUUCGGCCAGUUCAAGAUUACACUUAAAAGCGAAUUAUAUGUUAAUGAAUCAAUAUGCCAUCGAGUACUUAAGAUUGAGACAACUUCUAAUAAUGAGGUUCAUGAAGUUAACCACCUGUUAUACACCGAAUGGCCAGAUUUUGGAGUUCCGACUUCGCCCACCUGCUUUUUGCAGAUGUUGCAAUAUGCAAGGCAAUCAGGUCUUCUCCCAAAUAAUGUCGAUGAACCGCCAACUGUUGUGCAUUGUUCUGCUGGAAUUGGACGAUCUGGAACGUUUGUUUUUGUUGAUUCAAUUAUUCGAAUGGCUGAACUUGGAUUCGAGCUCAGCUAUACCUUUGCACAGCAUGUUUUAAAUAUGAGAAGAUACCGGUUUGGACUCAUUCAGACUCCAUUUCAACUUAAAUUUGCUGUGAUCGCUGUUCUAAGAGCUCUUAUUGAAAUCGUUCAUGUCGAUGUCGAACACGCAAAGGUGGUAAUGCGUCGAACGCUCGAAGAAGAACGAAGACGAGACGAAGAAAAUCGAAACCGCUUUUUGGCUCUUCUGCCGGAGCCUGAUCCGCAUAUUCUGGAUGACGAAUACUAUGAAGAAGACGAAGAUGAACCAGGACCGGUCCCACGUUCACAAGAUCCGAAACAAGAAGAAGAAGAAGAAGAAGAGUCGCAACAAGAUCAAAGCCAAAAAGUCGAAGAAGCUAAACCGGAACCAGAAGGAAACAGUGCAAUAUUGCAAGAAGCACCUCAGCCCGGAACAAGCGAGCUUGCAUGCGAUGACCAACCAAAGGAGAAACUCGAAGGCGGGAAAGAGUUGGAGGAAGGGGCCGGCAAGAAGACUGUUAAGCGCAGGGCAUCGUCACCUAGCGACGACGCUCAAGCGGACGAAAAGGAGGGCGAGUCGGACUCGGACUCACUCUCGAAAAGACGUGCGAUGAUCGCCGAAAUGGUUCGAAAAAGUCGUGCUGCUGAGAAUCGAGCCUCAUAUGGAACUGUGUGGAAAGUGACGGCGGCGGUUAGUGUCGUCGCCGUCGCGAUCGUCUCCGCAUACUUUGCACGAUACGCGAAAUCAUAG